GAUAAGAAAGAGGAGGGAGACACAGCAGAGAGAAAGAGGAGAGAGGAGAAGCAGGACUGACAUUAGAGAGAGAGAGAGUGAACAGAGGAGGGGGAGGAUGAUGCUGCAGCCGAGCAUCUCUGCCUGACUUCUGCUGGAGUUUGGAGCUGGACAUGACUGAGUUGGAGCAUCCAAGUGUCUGAGCAUCUCCAGUUUGUGCACGUGAGAGAGAGAGAGAGUGUGUGUGUUUGUGUGUGUGUGUGUUGAUGUGUGUGUGAAGCCAUGGCAAGCGCUCAGCCGGGGGUCCAUGCAUUGAAACUCCAGACCUCCUCUGUCUCUCACACACUGAGGAACGGAAGCAACUUCAUUAAAUGGGACGAGGAUCUGUCCACGGUUACUCCGGUGACUCUGCACGUGGAUCCUCAUGGAUUCUACCUCUACUGGACGGACCAAACCAAGGACACGGAGCUUCUGGACCUGACCCUCGUAAAAGAUGUCAGAACGGGUCGAAGCACCAAAACACCCAAGGAGGCCAAGCUGCGGGAGCUGCUGGAUGUGGGAAACCUGGUUGGCCGUCUGGAGAACCGCAUGGUUACCGUGGUUACGGCUUCAGACCUUGUAAACGUCAACCAGCUCAACUUCAUCGCUUCGCAGGAGGACGAGGCCAAGGUAUGGUGCGAGGAGCUGUUUUCUCUGUCUUCCAAUCUGCUCAGCCACAAUCUGAAUAGAGACCGCAGUCUGCUGAAAGCGUACGUCAGGUUGACUCUCCAGCCCAACGCAGAGGGGAGAAUUCCUAUCAAGAGCAUCGUGCGACUGUUUUCAUCAGACAGAAAGAAAGUGGAGAACGCCUUGGAGAACUGCCGACUGCCCUGCGGACGGGGGGAAAGCAUCAAACUGGAGGACUUCACAUUCGAGGUCUACAGGAGUUUUCUGGACAGUUUGUGUCCUCGUCCUGAACUCGGCAACAUCUUCAAACUGCAAGGGGGGGAUGACGGCAGUUUGUCCGUCGAUCAGAUGACAGACUUCAUCAACAACAAGCAAAGAGACCCGAGGCUGAACGAGAUCCUCUACCCCCCGCUCCGUCCUGCGCAGACACACACUGUGAUGGAGAGGUACCAACAAGACCAGGCUCAGCUGAAACAAGGUGUGAUUUCUCUGCAGGCCUUCUCCAGUUAUCUGUCCUGCGAUGACAACGGAGUCAUUCCACCAGAGAAACUGGAUCAGUCUGAAGACAUGAGCUUCCCCCUGUCGCACUACUUCAUCAACUCGUCGCACAACACAUACCUGACAGCGGGCCAGCUGGCGGGCAGCUCCUCCGUGGAGAUGUACAGGCAGGUCCUCCUGGCCGGCUGCCGCUGCGUGGAGCUGGACGUGUGGAAGGGACGAACCGCUGAGGAGGAGCCGGUCAUCACACACGGGUUCACCAUGACGUCAGAAAUCCCUUUUAAGGAGGUGAUAGAAGCCAUCGCAGAGUGCGCCUUCAAGACGUCACCUUUCCCCGUCAUCCUCUCCUUUGAAAACCACGUUGACUCUUUGAAGCAGCAGGCCAAGAUGGCUGAGUACUGUCGGUCCAUCUUCGGAGACAGGCUGUUGAUCGACCCUCUGGACAAGUACCCUCUGGAGUCUGGCCUCCCUCUGCCCAGUCCUCAGGAGCUCAUGGGAAAAAUUCUCAUCAAAAACAAGAAAUCGCACAAACCCCCCAACAACACGGACACCAAGAGACUGACGGACCAACCUGCCAAUCAGAGCAUCGAGCCUGCGUCUCCUAGCAACAACACGGGAGAGAUGGAGGCUGAGAGUGAGGAAGACGAUGAUGACGAAGAUGAUGAGGGUAAAAAGGGCUCAGCAGAGCGCGAGGCAGUGGCCACGGAGGAAAUGUCAACUCUGGUAAACUAUGUCCAGCCGACCAAGUUCAACUCCUUCGAAGCAUCCAAGAAGGCAGCCCGCUGUUACCACAUGUCGUCUUUUGUGGAGACCAAAGCUUUGGAGCAUCUCACAAAGUCACCAGUGGAGUUUGUGGAAUAUAAUAAAUCGCAGCUCAGUCGCAUUUACCCCAAAGGAACCAGAGUGGACUCGUCCAACUUUAUGCCUCAGCUCUUCUGGAACGCUGGAUGUCAACUGGUGGCGCUCAACUACCAAACCAUCGAUUUGUCCACGCAGCUGAACCUCUUCAUGUUCGAGUACAACGGGCGCAGCGGCUACAGACUGAAGCCGGAGUUCAUGAGACGGCCGGACAAACACUUUGACCCCUUCACAGAAAACACGGUGGACGGCAUCGUGGCCAACACGCUCUCUGUGAAGGUGAUCUCAGGCCAGUUCCUGACGGAGCGGCGGGUGGGUGUGUACGUGGAGGUGGAGAUGUUCGGACUUCCCGCCGACACCAGGAGGAAGGCGCUGAAGACCAAAACCUCCCAGAACAACAACGCCAUCAACCCGGUGUGGGACGAGGAGCCGAUCGUCUUCAAGAAGGUGAUUCUUCCCACUCUGGCCUCGCUGAGAAUCGCUGCUUUUGAGGAGGGAGGAAAGUUUAUCGGUCAUCGGAUUAUUCCAGCGUCGGCGAUUAGACCAGGUUAUCGUUACAUCGGCUUGAGGAACGAGAAGAGUCAGUCUCUGAUUCUACCGGCUGUGUUCGUCUACAUCGAAGUCAAAGACUACGUCCCAGACACUUUUGCAGAUGUGAUCGAGGCUCUGUCCAACCCCAUCCGAUACGUCAACCUCCUGGAGCAGAGGUCCAAGCAGCUGGCGGCUCUGACGCUGGAGGACGAGGAGGAGGACACACAGACCGAGGACGAAGCUGACGCCUGCACCGAGCGAAAAAACGAUUUGAAAUCAGCUCCACUGGAAAAUGGACUCAGCCCCGCCUCUGGUCCUGCUGGACACACCCCCGUUGCCAUGACGCCCAAAGCUUCCUCAGCACAUCAGCAAGCAGCUACUUCGGAUGCAGCAAAACCAGCAGCCAAGAGUGAAGACCUGGUUUCCAGUGUUUUGAUAGACGUCCCAGUGUGCACCGUCGACAGUCUGCAGCAGUCCAAAGUUUAUCAGAAGGAGCAGAGACGUCAGUUUAAAGAGCUGAAGGAGUUGGUGAGGAGACACCAGAAGAAAACGUCCGAGCUGCUGCGAGAGUUCAACAACAAGUACAAGAAAACAGCCCGACAGUGCAGCAAGAGCCGGGGUUCGGGUUCGGACAGCGAGAAAGACGAGCGUCUGCAGCAGCUGAGAGACGAGCAGCAGCAGCAGCUUCUGGCUCUGAGGCAGGAACAGUACUACAGUCAGAAGUACCUGCAGAGGGAACACAUCAAAACGCUGACGGAGCGACUCAGCAGUUUGGCCGAGGAGAGUCACAACGGCCAGAUGAAGAAACUCAAAGACAUCUGUGACAAGGAGAAAAAGGAGCUGAAGCGACAGAUGGAUCGAAGGAGAACAGAGAAGAUCAACCAGGCGAAGACCAAAGAGAAACAUCUGGCCGAGGAGGAGAAGAUGGAGAUCAAUAAGUCCUACGUCAAUGAAGUCGUCCAGAACAUAAAGCGGCUGGAGGAGACUCAGACCAAGCGUCACGAUCAGCUGGUGGAGCAACACAACGAGCUGCUGCAGGAGAUUCAAGACCUCAAACCCAAGCUGCAGGGCAACGUGGAGUCGGAGUUCCAGGAGAAGUUCCAGCGUUUGCCGGGAGAGAUUCGAGACUUCCUGCAGGACAGGAAGACGGAGGUCAGAGGUCACAGCAAGUCCCGGCCGUCGACCCCUCACGAAGGUCUGUCAGAGGAGGACUGAAGAGGAGGGAGGGAACGUGAGGAGUGGAUGACCAGAGGGAGGGAGGGAGGAAACAGAAGAGGAGGAAUCCAGAUGAAAAAGACUGUUACUUUUCUUUUUCAUGGAAGAAUGCUUCGACGUUAUUUUAUUUCCAUCCUCGCAUGCACUCGGUCUGCUUCUAAUCAGAAUCCAUUUAGUCUUAUUUUGAUAGACAACUGAAAUCCAAUGGUUUGUACUGCAUGACAACCAUAUCUAUCUAUCUAUCUAUCUAUCUAUCUAUCUAUCUAUCUAUUUAUCUAUCUAUCUAUCUAUCUAUCUAUCUAUCUAUCUAUCUAUCUAUCUAUCUAUCUAUCUAU
Molecule: messenger RNA, 4082 nt
Organism: Hippoglossus stenolepis (Pacific halibut)
Lineage: Eukaryota; Metazoa; Chordata; Actinopteri; Pleuronectiformes; Pleuronectidae
Product: 1-phosphatidylinositol 4,5-bisphosphate phosphodiesterase beta-1-like
Exons: 32
Coding region: 262-3747 (1161 amino acids)
Biological process (GO): lipid catabolic process; phosphatidylinositol-mediated signaling; memory
Cellular component (GO): nuclear speck; cytoplasm
Molecular function (GO): calcium ion binding; calmodulin binding; phosphatidylinositol-4,5-bisphosphate phospholipase C activity
Source: RefSeq, a predicted model, not a curated record